CUAACAAAACUCAACUGUGAGCAGCGGACAGUGAUCAAUACCGUACGUUUCUUCGGCGUGGCUCGAGCUUCGUAUGUUUCUGUUGUGCUUUUCAGUAGUGAACGGAAGGUGAUCUUGAUUCGAAUUAGUGAUCAAAGCUAUGGACACAAGUCAUUGCUCCACUUGAAGCAGGUUUGAAUAGGCAAAAAUAAACCGAAUCGAAAGGUGAAGUGCAAAAUAUGAAGCAGUAUUUAAAACCGCUCAUCGUAUUGUGCUUGCAAAUAUGGAUCGUGUCUUUACCCAUGGCCAAUGCGGUAAAAUUAAAGCAAAAAUUCAAAUGGCGCGAAGUGGAGUUUGAUUGGCCGUCACAGGAAACUAAACAGGAAGCAAUCAGCACCGGAAAAUAUGUAACAUCAAAUAAUCUGCCGCUUGGACUAGAAAGAUGGAAAGACAAAUUAUUCAUCACUGUACCCAGAUGGAAAUCCGGAGUGGCUGCCUCGUUGAAUUGGAUAAACAUAUCUGAUGGUGAAUCUCCAGUUUUACAUCCCUAUCCUAGCUGGGAAGCCAAUCAAUUACCCGAUGAAAAGAACAUGGACCCACCCAAACCAGAGAGCACACUGAAAAUGGAAACCUCACCGAAGCAACUAAAUGAUAAUGGAACCAUUAUAUCAACCUUCAGAGUAAGGGCCGAUGAAUGUGAUCGCUUAUGGGUGAUGGACACUGGCUUGGCUGAUAUUCUUGGUGUUCCAGUUCAAUAUGCUGCACCGUCUCUCGUUGUAUUCGAUUUGUACACCGAUAAACUCAUCAGGCGACAUUACUUUCCGGAUUCAUUGUUGAAGGAAGAUUCAUUUUUUGCUAAUGUGAUUAUCGACACUGAGCGUGGAGAUUGUGAUAAUGCAUUUGCCUACAUGCCAGAUCUUGGAGGAUAUCAAGUAAUCGUUUAUUCGUUCAGCAAUGAUAAAUCAUGGAGAGUGAAGCACAACUUUUUCCACUUUGACCCGUUGGCGGGUGAUUAUAACAUUGGAGGUGUUAAUUUCCAGUGGACGGAUGGCGUGUUUGGUAUGGCUGUUGGAAAGAAAACUACCAACGGCUCCCGGCCAGUAUUUUUCCAUGCUUUUUCGAGCACCAAAGAAUUUAUGGUCUCUAACCGAAUUCUACAAAAUGAAACUUAUUCCCAAAGCUCAGACUCCUACUACGAUUACAAACUGAUGGGUGAUCGCGGUCCGAAUUCGCAAUCUUCAGCAGAAUUCUACGAUCCAGAAACUGGUGUAAUUUUCUACACCCAGGUCAAUAAGGAUGGUGUUGGCUGCUGGAAUACUGCUAAACCAUUAAACCCAGAUACACAAGGGUUGGUUGAUUCGGACAGUGAUGCAUUAGUUUUUCCAAAUGACCUUAAGGUCGACAAUGAAGGAAAUGUAUGGGUUUUGUCUGACAGACUUCCGUUGUUUAUAUUUACUUCAUUAGAUCCCGAGCAGUACAAUUACAGAAUUUUAACUGGUGAAAUAAGUGAGCUAAUUAAAGGCACACCUUGUGAUGCUUAUUGAUUGAAGUGCAUUUCAGGAUAGUUGUUUAUUAUAAUAACAAAAAAUGUACAACAUGAACAUACUCUAAGACUACAUUCAGCAAUCAUAUACUUUGUUUGGCAACUAGGAUCCUGUGUAAUUUAAACAAAUAUGAUACUGCUUAAUAUAGUUGUGUUUUAUAAUGUAAAAAAUCCUUCGAAA
Messenger RNA from Wyeomyia smithii (pitcher-plant mosquito), 1703 nucleotides. RefSeq names its product protein yellow. The record is from RefSeq and is a predicted model, not a curated record. Bases 219 to 1523 code for a protein of 434 amino acids. Gene Ontology annotation, cellular component: extracellular region. The transcript is spliced from 4 exons. Lineage: Eukaryota; Metazoa; Arthropoda; Insecta; Diptera; Culicidae.